AAGGAAAAGAAUCCUGAAGUUGACCACGAACUGUUUCUUCAAGCUUUUGAAAAGCCAACACAGAUCUACCGUUAUUUGAGAACAAGGAGCAUUGUCCUGGUAAUAACUGUUUCAAAGUUUUUUUUCCACCAUUUUUAGCUAUGGUUUUAGUAUUUCUUUAGUUGUGCAGUCUUUUCUUUACUGUAGAAUGUUAUGCUUAGCGUGCUUGUAAACUUGGUUUACACAAUCAGGAGUUGCUCUCCCUUUGUAUGCCUUGUUGGUCGUCCAUGUCUUUGAUGAUUUGAUUACUUUUAUGUGUAAAGUUUGAGAUUAGGAAUAAGGAUGGCUUGUAAUUUGGCUUGUGAAUAUGAAGUAUUGUGAACCCGGCGGUAGAGAAGGUUUAUUGUUCAAAGUAAUAAAUUAUAAGGUGUUACCAUUAAGUUAAGUCUUUAUUUAAAAGCAUUUUCUUAAUGUUACCCUGAGAAUUUGAUUUGGUGCUACACUAAAACCUAGGUAUAAUGUUCACAGCUUAAUUUGUACUCAUGGAUGUAAUAUUCUCUUUCUGAAGCUCCGAGGCCCAUUUGAUGUUUUUACUCUUUGAAAGCUUCGUCUAAAAUAUACAUGCUUUACACCUACUUACGGUAUAAUGUUCACAUUUCGAGGGAUUUUAGUGAACAAAAGUCCCUGCACUACAUACAUUUGUACAUUGGUAGAGAAUAAAGAACAUGGGUGUCUCUUGUUUUCAUGUAGUAAUCACCAGUUUUUGAAUGACAGUCUUCUGCUCUGUCAUAAAUUCAUGACCCUGCCGUAUUUUGUUUUUCCUUUUCAGCCUAUAUUUCUUCCACGCACUCUCUCAUAUAUGAAACACAGACGAUCUGUUCCCAAUACUAAAAGGAAGACUUUUAAGGUUGAUUCUAUUCUGGGUUCUGUGGAGUCAAAAUUGGACAAACAGUUUGCAAAGCAAAGGUUGAAGCAUGAGACCCUGAAACUGACAUUUGAAGGAUUUCACAUUGCUGAAUUUGCCACUGAGGCAGAGUAUGCUGAUGUAGAAGUGUUACUUCUGAGAAUAUGCCAGAAAAAAAGAAAGGAGUCCUCUCUUCCCAUCAUGCCAAGCAGUUUGGCCAAACUGCGGGUGCCCGUGAAUCCAAAGUCCUCGGCAACCUACCCUGAUCAAGUCCUGGACAUCCCUGGGGACGUGUUUGCCUUCAAGAACGGCCAUGUGGUCCGCUCACACGUGCUCAUGUUCCGAGUGCAGUGCACAACGCUGAGAGAGGCCAGUAGCAUUGGUGUCAAUGGAGAGACCCUCUCACCUUCUGAACCACCAAUCAAACGGCGCAGAAACGGCAGAAUCUCCUCACUUGAAGAAGAGGUGUUGACUUUCUGCCGCGAGCUUGUUGUGUUUGACAAGAGUCGUCGCAGCCUUCUAGUCCCCGGGGAGUAUGAGCUGGGUGUGCAGACUGCUGAUGGCAUGGAGAAGAUGAAGCUCAACAAAGUGUGGGAGUCUUUUAAUGGAAAGAAUGUUCGCCCUCUGGAGCUGUUUAGUGACUACCCAACUCUUAAAUUCUCCCUGGCCUGGGCUGAUGGUGAUAAUUCAAACAAAAAGUUGGACACCGACUGGAGCUCCCCCUCCCGAGUACCCCCGCCUAGCUGUGAUCUGAUUGAGGGAACCUCCGACUUCUCUACUGCAUUUGAGAAAUCCGAAACACUUCUCUCUGAAGGGCUUAGAUCUGAGUACACGUGCCCUAAGCCUCGGGACAACGGCCUGGAGACCCCGCGCAAACGCCUGCGCGUCUUCUACCAGUUUACACACAACAACUCCACACAGCAGGAGACGGAGGCCCGCGAGGAUCUACGCUGUCCCUGGUGCUGUCUCUCCUGCCAACAGCUGUACAGCCUGCUCAAACACUUGCGGCUCUGCCACUCUCGCUUCAACUUUUUGUACAUACCCCACCCUAAAGGUGCCCGCAUAGAUGUGUCAAUCAACAAUCGCUAUGAUGGUUCAUAUGUCGGCAAUCCUCAAGACAUUCAUUCCCAUGUAGGUUAUGCCUUCAACCGUACCAACCCGGUCAGACGCACUCCGGUCACCCAUGUUAUAGUCUACAGACCAAAACGGCCUCCUCCAUCACUGGCCGAGUUCCAGGAGGUGGAGUCUGAUGCCGGCCUCAUGCGACAGCUCAUACAGGGACACAAUAGGUUGUACUUCCACACGGUCACCUGCCAGCCAGUUCGGCCUCAGGAACUGGACAAUGAAGGACAAGAAGAGAGUCACCCAGGAUGGCUGAAGGAGAAGACAGUCAUGAUGAUUGAUGAGUUCACAGAUGUUAAUGAAGGAGAAAAGGAACUUAUGAAAAUGUGGAAUUUACACGUCAUGAAGAAAGAAUACAUUGGGGAUUGUAUGGUACCGAGAGCAUGCCACACAUUUGUUGAGGAACAAGGGGCGCAAGUUGUACAGAAAAAUCUAUGCCGCAACUUCCUCCUUCACUUGGUCAACCUGAAUGACUUUGGCCUGAUUCGGCCAGAGAUCGUGCAGAACACGUUUGCCAUGCUUGAGCAUGUUCGACACCAGAUUUCCUCACAGGCCAAAAAGUCUUGAUGAUUGCCCCAGCCCUACCUAUGGCAACGUCUAGGAUUUUCUUCACAAUGGCAGUCAAACAUCUCCCCUCUACUCCCCACCCUCAUUCCCGAUGGAGUGCGGAUCCUGAAAAAAAAAAAUUGCUGUUGCAAGGAUCGCUCCUUCCUCCCCUCGCUGGUGUGCUCCUCUUGGCCAAUGGUCAGGGACCAGCCCUUGCAUACUGCGGUAUCAUAACUGAGAGCAUCUCAUUUUGGCUCAUUUAGCUCUUUGAACAAAAUUUUCCUUUACAUUGUGCAGGAAUUAAUUGAAGUUAUGAUGUGAUGUUCCUUUACUUUCUUCGUAAUUUGUCCAGUGUUUGAAUGACUUUAUUACUGACCACGUCGUAGCAUUUGUUUUUUGUAAGUUUGAUUGGAUUGCUAAAGACCAUGGUUUUAGGCUUACAUGCUUCAAUUGGAAAGUGAAAUUCUCUCAAUUUGAAGCAAUAGGCAUGAUAAGAUGCCUUUAUUUCUCUCAGUUGUCUGGCACACGACUGCACAAAGCACAAGUUUUGUGGUAGUUGUGUCCGAAGAGUAGCUCUCAGCUGGUCCAAGAAUAGCACAGUGUCAGAAAAAUGCAUUUGUUUCUGCAGUAACCUGCAUGACAGAACAGUUGUUACUGCUAGGGGUCUUUCACUGGUUAUUGAAGGAUACAGGACUGUUAGUCCUAAUUUUUUAGUAUUCCCUCACCACCACCACCACAAGGACUUUAAGAUGAAAAUAUAAUGGCCACGGUCUUGAGGGCAUACUCCAAUGUUGGAUAUUAGUGUGUCUGAGUAUGUCUUUCUUUUUUUGCUCUCAUCAGUGAUGGUAAGCGUGUCUGAUUGCUGCAUUUAAUCUUCAUUUGUAGCAAGGAAUGCUGCGUAGACAAUGCAAUGCACAUUAUAUUAUGUUUAUUAUCUUUUGUUGCCAAUGAUAAUGAUGGUGAUAGAUUACUGAUUGUUUGUGUACAGAUUCAAAUACGACGUAGCAGUGGUUGUUGUGUUUAGUGGAGUUGGAACAUCAGGCCAUUGUCUUGUAUAACCAGACUAGUCCUUUGUACUGUGUACAUGUGUAAAUUUAUUCGUCGUCUUCGGCACAACUUCAGUGUCAAAAUCUCUUGCUAAACUGAAGCAUCUUUAGUUGAGAGAAUGUGGGUCCAACUUUGUCCUGGAAAUGCUCUGUGAAUGAAAGAAUGGAAGCGUUGAAAGUUUUUUUUGUGUUUUUACUUUUUAGCCAGUUUUGUUCAUUACGAAUACUAGAAACAUUUCUAAGAGCUGCGGACAAUGAAUGAAGUGUAACUUGCUCGUUCUUGGUUCUCCCCAGUCUCUUUUCAAUGUUUUGAGAACAUCAGGGAAAAGCGGUGUGUAUUUUGUUGGAUUCUGACAAUUGUUUUCUUUCAUAAUCGUAAAUCACUUGAACGCUGUGCACUUAUUUGUUCACAUUAUAGUAAAUUUGUGAUUUAAAGAUUGCGGUAAGCUCUUCAAAUUUUGAUGACUUGGGGUGAUUGUGAAACGAGAGUGAUGAAAGACCUAUAAGAACAAUUAGUUGAUGGUUUCCCUUUGUAACCACACUACCUCGUUUGAUGUCAACCUACAUGCAGUGCCAGUGUGGAUUGUUGCAGUUCUCCAAUAUCAAACUGUGGCUCCGUGAAGAAGAAUAGCUUCAAAAUGGCAGCACUUCAGUAUGUCAUAUCACCAUCAGUACCGGUGCUCAAGAUAACCUUUGUCGGCAGCACAGACCAGACCAGAACUUUCCAUCGCCACUUUCCUUCUGGGUCUCAAUUCGUAAAGAGUGAAGCCGAGUUUGCACUGAGAUACAUCAGGCAUUCAACUGGCAAGAGACUUACCUUUUCAUGUUUUCAUGAAUGCAACAAUCUGCCAAAGCCCCACGGGCAAGUUUUCGUCAACUGAUUCAGUAUUUUAUGGAUGGGUAUACUGUUGUACUUCCAGAUCAGCAUUAAGUGCCCGGUAUACGUCUGACCUCAAAAAUGCCUAAUCACAAGACCAGUGUACCUGAGACUUCUCACUUAACCUGUUUCAUGCUUAAUUCAGGUUAUACUUACCAUUCCUGUUUUUAAAAAAAAGUGUUUUUAAAAAAAUGAUGCCUUUGUCUUGAGAGUGCAGUUUUUUUGUUUUUCUCAUUGUCAGUUUGAAUGUUCAGCAGGUGUUUCUGUUGUCUCCAAGUGUAAGUUUCUGAAUUUUAGUAGGAGCAAGGUACAGAUGCAGAAGAUUACAUGUAAAACUUGUGUUCACAUGUUGUUGCUAUCUUUUUAUGUGACCUCAAGAACUUAUCUUAUAGGUCUUCGAUGAACUGUAGAACAUAUUGAUAUAGUUUGUACCGUGUGGCAUUGCAUGAGUGGUGAAAUAUUUGAAUAUUGUUUUCUAUCUCACCAAAUUUUUAGUAUUGUUGCCUUAGUCUUCAGUUUGAUGUAGGGCAGACACCUUAUCAGAAUUGGCAUAUUAUGUUCUUGAUGAUAGAAUUAAAGUUACUAGGCAAGAUUCUUAUCUCUGCAAAUUUUUGUUUUUUGAAUAGGUGGGUCAUCAACUCUUUGCAUUCUCACACAUUCAUGUGAAGUCACUAUGGUGUGUUGUACUUUUCUUAUUUUCUUCUCUUUGAAAACAUUUUUGGCGUAAUGCAAUAUAAUUUAUAUGUACAGCUGUCAGUUGUUUUCUCCCCCCCUGGUGCCUAUAUGAUGUUGUGAUGGAGACUUCCUGAAAUGACAAUUUCAAACUGUGUGUGUGUAUUUCUUGGAUGUAUGUUGAGGGUCUGGUGGCUGAACUUAGAACAUCACGAAUGAAAGAUUUUUGUUUUUCAGGUUGAUGUUUAUUUGGUCGUGGAUUUCGUUUUUUGCUGCUCCAUAAAUAAUUUAAGUACAUUUUUGAUCUUGAGGAUUUUUAUCAAGAGAAUGCUGGACUUGAUGUAUAUUUUACAUAUGUAUAGAAAUUUAUCUGUGGGUUGGCUGUUCGUGUUUUUUGACAGGGUCAUGUUCAAAAUGUAAAAAUUGGAAAAUCAAUUGCAUUGUGAAAGGUGUUGAAGUUUGAUUGUAAGAGUUAAAAGUGUUUGUGUUACAAUUUCUACAGUUAUGAAUAAUUCUUCGUGCAUUUCUCCAGACUAGUACUAGUACUACUAUUAAUAUGUUUUUGUCCAACCUUAGGGACCAAGAUUUAUCUGUAAUAUUUGCAUGCAGCAAUGAAGGUGGAGAAUUAUUGAAUGUACCUCCACUUUGCAUGGCUCCCGUGACUUGUGGUGUUGUGUUUGCGCACACCUACACGUCCUUCAUUUUCUUCACCUGAUCGCCUCGCAAUGCUGAAGAAAUGGCAGGGUGGUGGUGGGAGUCUUCAGGCAGCAGAUGAGUGUGUCCUACAGAAUGAUGUGUGGGGAUGGCACUGCACUGAAAUAUAUUUUGUUGUUAUUGGGUUUUUUUUCAAAGUACAGUAUAACACAGAUAGGUCGAACACUGAAGACUCGAAAUCACACCUCCGUUGAACUGUGCCUGCGGUCCUGUUUUUUCUUCUUUAUCUAUGUAAGAUAUCCCUCGAACUACGGAUCCCUCAAACUACCAUGGCUGAUCCAGACGAAUUCAGCUAUCCGUCUUAUACUGUAGUAAUAACAUAAUAAUUUCUCUCUGCCCUUUGGACCAGACACAUUUUUUUUCUUCUCUUAUCUUUUCUAUGUCUGGUUUCAUCCUUGAACAACAAACCAUGAUGCAUUUUGCCGUCACCGAAGAACAUGUGGUGUAAGUCUGUGUAGAUCUAUGGAAUGAUGUGAUAUUGUUUUUAUGAUGUCCACUGGUAUAGCAUUCUGUUUAUGUAAAUUAUAAUAUGUUGUCACGUUGUAAGUGAUAAAAUAAAAUGCCCCUGAUUCUCGGUCAUGUUGUAGUAGAAUAAAUUUCCGAUGAACUUGACAAUAGGAAUGUGCGUACGGCAGACUGAAUCAUUUGAACAUGUCUGUCUAUAUGGGAUAAAUAUAGCUGAUUUGCACUGUUUUCAAAUGCUAAACACUGGUGUCAGAAGUUUAGUGACCAAUUUCAACAUGACGAUUUCUUUUGGGUUCCUGUUGGAGGGAGUAGUAUUGUUCAGUCUUUGCCUUAAUGUGAUGGGCGUUGUGCGUAUAAUCUCCCAUAUUCCGUGUAACUGUACAUUUUCCCCUAGUGUAACGUUUGUAAGGAUACGUUCAGUAAACCACUCUCCUUCAUGGUACGAGUGAUCGGUUUUGUACAUUUCUGUGUUCAUUAUUGUCAUUUCAUUACUUUGAGCAAUUAAAUGGUCAUCUUGUCUCGGUGAUAUGUUUUUCACAA
Molecule: messenger RNA, 6865 nt
Organism: Aplysia californica (California sea hare)
Lineage: Eukaryota; Metazoa; Mollusca; Gastropoda; Aplysiida; Aplysiidae
Product: polycomb protein suz12
Exons: 14
Coding region: 626-2572 (648 amino acids)
Cellular component (GO): nucleus; ESC/E(Z) complex
Molecular function (GO): chromatin DNA binding
Source: RefSeq, a predicted model, not a curated record